Molecule: messenger RNA, 1378 nt
Organism: Impatiens glandulifera
Lineage: Eukaryota; Viridiplantae; Streptophyta; Magnoliopsida; Ericales; Balsaminaceae
Product: ABC transporter I family member 10
Exons: 6
Coding region: 538-1110 (190 amino acids)
Biological process (GO): transmembrane transport
Cellular component (GO): membrane; chloroplast envelope
Molecular function (GO): ATP hydrolysis activity; ATP binding
Source: RefSeq, a predicted model, not a curated record
AAGCUGAUAACUUUAGAAACAAACAAGGCCUAAGCGCAAAGUUGAUAACGUAGAAACAAUCCCGCCCGAACCCUACCUCUCCCUCACUCCCCUGUCCUCCCAAUUCCCCCGGCGCCGGCUGUUUCCUUAGUUCCUUCGCCUACCGCCGACGCCGCCAUUCUCCCACCUGCUGCCGUUAGCCGUCCACUGUCAGCUUUCAAGUGGCUGAUGAAUCGAUCCCUUCUCAUAGGCGCCUCUCCGCCGGUGGUGCUUCCUCGCCUUCAAUCCACCCAACCUAACUGGAGUUUUUUCACGGAGAAUUAUGCCAUUGAAGGUCGAGAUCUUAGAUACUCAAUCACAACAAGACAGGGAAACAUCUAUCCAAUUCUGAAGGAUUGUUCGCUUUCCAUUCCUUCGGGGCAGUUCUGGAUGCUUCUUGGGCCAAAUGGUUGUGGAAAAUCAACCCUUUUGAAGGAAAAAUACACCCUUUGAAAACUAUUUUUUUUUUCUUUAUGGAAUUUCUGGGAUUGGUGUUGCUUUAACUUUGCUGGUUUUAGAAUGAUGAUUCCUAAAUUUUUGUUUCAGAUUUUGGCGGGUCUUCUAAAUCCAACAAAAGGAUAUGUGCAUGUCAAGAAACCUAAAAGUUUUGUCUUCCAAAACCCGGACCACCAGGUAGUGCUGCCUACGGUAGAAGCGGAUGUGGCAUUUGGGUUGGGUAAUUUGAAUCUGUCACAUGAUGAAAUCAAAUCUAGAGUGGCAAGGGCUUUGGAUGCUGUAGGCAUGCUUGACUACUUGAAAAGGCCUGUUCAAACCUUAAGUGGAGGUCAGAAGCAAAGGGUUGCUAUUGCUGGUGCAUUGGCAGAAGCAUGCAAAGUACUGUUGUUGGAUGAGCUCACAACAUUUUUAGAUGAAAGUGAUCAGAUUGGUGUGAUAAAAGCAGUCAAGAAAUCUAUGAAAACUUCAAAAGAUGUUACAGCAUUAUGGGUUACCCAUCGCUUGGAGGAGUUGGAAUAUGCUGAUGGUGCAGUGUACAUGGAAGAUGGAAAGAUAGUUAUGGCAGGUGACACUACAGAAAUUUUGCAGUCCAUUAUGUCGAGGCAAGCUACUUAUUUAGAUCGGUUGAACUCUUAAACUCCCUCCCGGGUUUGUAAGUUUGCUUACUUCUCUUAGGCUAGGUUUGAAUUGAAAUUGAAAUUGGAAUUAUAAUCUUAAUUCCAAUUCUACAAGAAUUAGAAUUGAAUUACAAUUAAAUGAUAGACUUGUCUCUUAAGAAAUUUAUAAAAUAUUUUGAAGUAUGUAACUUAUUAGGCUAUGUAGAUAGAUAAAUAAAUACUAACUACUAUGUUCUAAAUAUAUGAAUUGGACUGCAGCUAUUAAGAAGCUCCUGUCUAUGUUGUCA